AUGCCUGCCCUACGGGCAGACGCAGGCCCUACUGCUGGUGUGCUACUCGAGGCGUUCUUGUAUGGCAUCUAUCUUGUCACGUUCUUUCGGGCGCUCCCGACGCUCUUAAGAUCCGCGUCGGGCUGGAAGCCAGUUUCCGACGUCCACUGGGCAACCCUCAGCGUGUUCCUUCUGUUGUGGAUAAACGGAACAAUUAAUCUGUGUCUUGGGAUCGUACGCAAUCUUCAAGUGCAACCAGAGAAGGAUUAUAGAUUUACGGAUUGGAUUAAUGUCGUUAAGCCAGUGAACGUUUCCUUACAGAUCCUCCUAGCAGGUGGACUACUGAUCUACCGCUGCUGGAUCGUCAACCUGCGCCGACGGAUUGUAAUUGUACUCCCGAUUGCCCUGUGGAUGGCAGGAGCCGCUAUAUCCAUCUACGCCUGCUACCUUCAAACAAGAUCCAACCUACACCUUACCGUCAACCUCGAGCUGCUGCAAAUGAUUUGGGCAUUAUUUUGGGCAAUAACGGUCGCUCUGAAUCUCUAUACAACAACGAGCAUAACGUACCGGAUCUGGAGAGUGCGACGAGAGUGUACCGCUACGCGUAGAACCGUCGGCCAUCUCAAUGAGCUUCUUGACGGCCAGUGCCCGAAGAGCGCUAACCCUGAUUUAGAAACCGCCUUCAGAAUAGUCAUCGAAUCGGGCGCAAUCUACACUGCAACUUCGAUUGCGGCCUUCGUUAGCGCCUGCUUUUGGAACGACUCCGUGUAUCUUACAUCGGCAGCGGAUAUCAUGGCAGUUGGUAUUGCCUUUAAUCUAGUCAUCGUCCGAGUCGCAAAGGAGCGAAAGAAUCAUGGUUUCUUCGGUUCAUCCGGAGCAAAGUUACUCAGAUUUGGAAAGACUGGACCCUCAACCGCAUUAUCCUAUCUCAACCCCUCCGUCUACCUAUAA
Molecule: messenger RNA, 930 nt
Organism: Cyclocybe aegerita
Lineage: Eukaryota; Fungi; Basidiomycota; Agaricomycetes; Agaricales; Hemipholiotaceae
Source: the annotation of a GenBank genome assembly